AUGUCCUCCCCCCGCGACCGCAAGCGCCAGCGCUCGCCCGGGCCCUCAUCCGAGGACGAAGGCCACCGCCUGCGCCCGUCGCAAGCCGAGCGCAAGCGCGAGCUGGAGCGCAACCGCCGCAACCUCGUCAACGUCCGCUUCGCCGAGCUAGAGGCCAAGCUGCACCUGAUGACCCCGCGCCCGGACGCCUCGGGCCGCCUCGUCCUCCCGGCCGACCCGCCCGUGCCGCCGCCGCGCGGCAAGCGCAUCGACAAGGAGGCCGUCCUCAAGGAGGCCGCCCACCGCCUCGCCGCCCAGAGCAAGGAUCUCGCCUCGCUCGGCGACCGCGUCUCCGCCAUCAACAAGGAGAUCGACAACCUCCGCGCCGAAAAGGUCGAGCUGCGCGCGGACAAGGCCUACCUCCGCACCGAGCUCGACACCGUCCGCGAGGAGGUCAAGCGCCUCCGCACCGACAACAUCAUGCUCUGGCAGGCCCUCAAGAAGGCUAGCUCGCUCAAGGACUCGUUUGCCCCCGACGUCGCUAAGAUCCCCGCAGAGCUCUUCCUGCGCCGCGCCAUCCCAGACGGCCUGGCCUCUGCCCUGAGUCAGCCCGUCCCGCACGCGUCCGCCGCCCCCGCCAUCCCGCCGCGCCCCGCACAGCCCAUGUCCACACCCAUGCAGCGCCAUCGUCACCACCAGCAGCAAAUACACAACGCCUUGUCAUCCCAGACACCGAGCCACCAGAGCUCCCCCAACGCCCAAGCCCACCAGUCCGCCAUCGCCACAGACUCGUUUUUGGUCCUGCAGACCCCGGAGGAGCUGUCCGAGUUUUUCCACAUGCCGCAAGGCAUGCAGCCGUUCGGCGUCGCUUCCAGGGUCGACGAGAAGGGUGGUUUGAGGAAUAGCCCCAACUUGACCGCCAUGGGAGGCGCCUCCCCGCCGCAGAGCAUGCCUAUGGCCCAUCAGACCAUCAGAAACGCCGAUGCAAACUCCACAAAGGAUGACCCAGAAGAGAACGAUUUAUUCUCAGAUGUUGCCCCGUGUGUGUGAAGGGGGUGGCCUGGGACGUCGCUUGUUUGUUAGUAAAGUGAGGACGAGAAGAAGAUCAGGGGGUCGGGGGAGAGCGGUGAGAGGUGUCUGGGCUUCGGGAGGAUGGUGAUGUGAGCUUGAGUUUGGACCGUGGAAGGGCUUGCCGUCAUCGAACAUACGUUUCCACUCCCACCAGUUUGUUUCCGCAUUUGUUCACGUGAAGAUGCCCGGAUCGGCACACAGGGCUGGAGUACCAAGAGCUCUAUCUUUCUAUCCCGGCCAUGUUGCCGUCGCUGCUGCCAAGAGAUCUGGCGUCAACAUGCGGUGGGAAGCAACUCGUGCCGAUUUGGUAGGCUUCUGAAGCCAUCGCGUUGGCUUGGGUUUGCCUAUCGUGAAUUUGCCUGCACCAUUUUUUAACGCAAGGGGUAUCAUGUAUUUGUGGUACGACUUUUUCGGCCCUGUAUGAACAGAGCAGCGUUUAGCAGAAUAUCGCAGACGGGAUCGCGGCACUCCCGGAAGUCCCGCCUUUGUUCGCCUCUCAAUUUUGGAUGAGGUAUCCGAAGUAUCAAGGUGCGGAUAUGAAUGAAUGACACACACCCCACACCGACAUCAUGUGCAAACACCAUGAAGGCCGUCUUGAUCACGUUACAUCGCUCGUGUUUCCGAGAUAGUACUCACUGUGGUGCUUGAUUGCAAAUUCUAGGUUGGAAACUGCCUGUUGAAAACGCACCUCUGGAUGCACUCUCUGCGAUUGUGUGCGUUUGGACACUGUGUGUGCAGGAUAUUGACGGCCGGACAACUCGCUGACCAUGGGCUGUAAAACCGUGGUACGCUGCAUCAACCGUUCACUCAAGAAACAAUGGUGUACUUUUGCGUGAGUUUGCUUGUAUUUCCAUUGUAGCAAGUGUCAUGUAGUUUAAAACCGCAGUAAUAGUCCGUAAGAACUCCUUUUACUGGAGAUGAAAGGGGCACAGAAGAAUGAAAUGUCCAACAAUAUCAACACCUAUCAUGCACUAGGCGUUAGGCGCUCCCCAUGGACGGUUUCAUGUGACCGCUAUCAAUACCGUCUCAGCUCGCAGAAUGUCGAAGAGCAUGCUACUGUACCAGGGAGUCACAUGCCAGGAAGGCGGCUGGGGCUGACUAUCACCCUAUAUCUCAACAGCCAUGGUUGCUACUUUUCAAACGCGAGUGUUGUGUGUGAGCGGUACUCUCCCGCGAUUCACCUGUUUUACGACUGCGUUUUUGAGCACUGAGAAAUGUAAAGUUGGAUUUGUCCAAAGCGCCUCCCA
Molecule: messenger RNA, 2297 nt
Organism: Chondrus crispus (carragheen)
Lineage: Eukaryota; Rhodophyta; Florideophyceae; Gigartinales; Gigartinaceae
Exons: 2
Coding region: 1-1029 (342 amino acids)
Source: RefSeq, a predicted model, not a curated record